Paralichthys olivaceus (Japanese flounder) is the source of this 685-nucleotide messenger RNA. The record is from RefSeq and is a predicted model, not a curated record. NCBI's taxonomy places the organism in Eukaryota, Metazoa, Chordata, Actinopteri, Pleuronectiformes, Paralichthyidae.
UUGGGACCAAAGUCCAACACAGCAUGCCUGUGAUUUCAGGAAGUGACUUGACGGGAUCUUGUGGAGAAAUCGCUCUAUAAACAGUGAUGGAGAUCAGUGUUGUGUUGCUGUGUGUGACGCUGGCAGCCAGUGUGACACCAGCGUCUGCUGCAGCAGAGCCAGGUAUCAUAGAGAGCCUGCUACUGGCCACCAACCAGCGUCCAUGGCUCUGGGGUGUCUAUAUCUUCACAGUUGGACUUCCCAUCAUUCUCUUCAUCAGCAUCAUGUGGCCUGACAUGCGGUUUGGGCCUCCUGAUGACCAGUAUUACUACAAGAAGUCUGAUGACACUCAACCAGAUGAUCCUGACACCUCACAGUGGACAGAGCCGUUACAAACCAAAGCCGGAGAAACAGUAACAAGAAGAAGGGAAACCCAGAGUUACCAGAGGAAGUCAGAGUUAGAAUCCUGAAGUGCAACGACCUCAGGAGAUGAAGCCCUGACAGCCUACAACAGGAUGGAAUAGGAUGGAAUAUUUUGCCAAUCACACAGAUGACUGGACAAAACAAAACUGUUUUUAAACAAAGACUGAUUCAUUAUAUUGCAUUAUGGCUUUUCCUUCAUGAAACCUAGUAUUUUCAGAUUCAUUUAUAAUUUAAAAUAUGUUUGAUAUUUGUAAAUGUUUCAAUUAGGUAAAUUACAAUAAAG